This is a messenger RNA of Sardina pilchardus (European sardine), 1206 nucleotides long. RefSeq names its product LIM/homeobox protein Lhx2-like. The record is from RefSeq and is a predicted model, not a curated record. The transcript has 5 exons. Gene Ontology annotation, molecular function: DNA-binding transcription factor activity, RNA polymerase II-specific; RNA polymerase II transcription regulatory region sequence-specific DNA binding. Gene Ontology annotation, biological process: regulation of transcription by RNA polymerase II; neuron differentiation. Gene Ontology annotation, cellular component: nucleus. NCBI's taxonomy places the organism in Eukaryota, Metazoa, Chordata, Actinopteri, Clupeiformes, Clupeidae. The coding region runs from base 16 to 1206 and encodes 396 amino acids.
UCGUCGGCUGCAACGAUGCUUUUCCACGGUCUCCCCGGAGGAGAGAUGCAGGGCGUCAUGGAGGAGAUGGAGCGGAGAGGUAAAGGCGACUCGUCGGCGAUCAGCUCGGCAAUAGACAUGGGGGAGACAGGAACGAGCAUGCCGUCCAUCAGCGGAGACAGGGUGGCCCUGUGCGCCGGCUGCGGGGGGAGAAUCUCGGACCGCUACUAUCUACUGGCCGUGGACAAGCAGUGGCAUAUGCGCUGCCUCAAGUGCUGUGAAUGCAAACUCAACCUGGAGUCCGAGCUGACCUGUUUCAGCAAAGACGGCAGCAUCUACUGCAAGGAGGACUAUUACAGGAGGUUUUCAGUGCAGAGGUGCGCGCGAUGUCACCUGGGCAUUUCGGCGUCGGAGAUGGUGAUGAGGGCGCGCGACCUGGUCUACCACCUGAACUGUUUCACCUGCACGACCUGCAACAAAAUGCUUACGACAGGGGACCAUUUCGGCAUGAAGGACAGCUUGGUGUACUGUCGGCUCCAUUUUGAAAGCCUCAUCCAGGGGGACUAUCCGGCACAUUUCAAUCACUCGGAUGUAGCGUCUGCUAAAGGACUGGGUACGGCUGGACCGUUGGGACUCUCAUAUUAUAACGGCGUCAGCACGGUGCAGAAAGGUCGACCCAGGAAACGAAAGAGUCCCGGGCCAGGAGCCGAUCUAGCCGCCUACAAUGCAGCUCUGAGCUGCAAUGAGAACGAUGGGGAUCCCAUGGAUCGCGACUCCCAGUACAGCUCGGGUCAGAAGACCAAGCGCAUGCGGACAUCCUUCAAGCACCACCAGCUGCGCACCAUGAAGUCUUACUUCGCCAUCAACCACAACCCCGACGCCAAGGACCUCAAACAGCUGGCACAGAAGACCGGACUUACCAAACGCGUGCUGCAGGUCUGGUUCCAGAACGCGCGGGCUAAAUUCCGACGGAACCUCUUGCGCCAGGAGAACACGGGCGUGGACAAAGGUUCGGACGGCUCGCUGCUGCAGGGUGGCACGCCGUCGGGACCCGCCUCGGAGAUCUCCAACGCGUCCAUGAGCCCGUCCAGCACGCCCACCACCCUGACGGACCUCACCAACCCCACCAUGCCCACCGUCACGUCGGUGCUGAGCGCGGUGCCCGGGGGCAUGGACGUGCUCGAGUGCCGCAGCCCCUCCCAGACCACCCUUACCAGCCUCUUCUGA